AUGAGUGGUGGUGACAGAUAUAGAAGUAGAAGCAGUAGUAGUAUUGACAGUAGUAGCUGUAGCGGUAGAGUUGGUGUUGGUAGAAGUAAUAUAAGUAAAAGUAUUAGAAUAAAUAAUAGUAGUAGUAGUAUUGGUAGUAGUAGUUAUAUUAGGAGAAACAGUAGACAUACAAGUACAGAUAGCAGUGGUAAAAGAAGUAGUUGUAGUAAUAGUAGUAGCGGCAAGAGAAACAGUAGUAGUAACAGUAGUAGUAUAGAAGCAGGAUUAGAAGUUGCUGUUGCAGUAGUUGUUGUAGAAGUAUAUGCUGGAAUAGUGGUAGUAGAAAAAGAUGUAGAACAUGACGUAGUAGUAGUGGUGGAGAUUUUCAGUAUUUCUGCUGUUGUGUUCUUCCACUGCGAAGCCUUCAUGCUUGGUACUAGAUGCCAAGCACCGUGCACAUGUUCAACGGAUGGAUAUACAAUGUACAUAUAUUGCAACGCUGAAGGUCUUAAUACAACACCACACUUUUUGAAGGAAAACAAUCACUUUUUACAAUUAUCUGUCCAGUUGUAUUGGAACCAUUUGACAACGAUUCCAAAUUAUGCUUUCAAGAACCUUAGUGCCCUUAACGCUACAUCUGUGGAAAUAGCAGUCGGUUACAACAAGAUAUCAACCAUCGAUAAAUAUGCUUUUUAUGGCAUUGAAAAUGUUACCACAAAACUCGAGCUACAAAAUAACAGUUUAACUAGAAUACCGAUGGCCGUAUAUAACCUUUCUGCUCUCAAAACCUUGUACAUACAGGGAAAUCCUCUAAAUUCCCUUGGUGCACUAAGUCAAUCAGAAAUCAGUAACACCCUUCAGACAUUGAAGAUUGAUUUAAAAGAAUUUACAUCUUGGCCAAAUGAGCUAGGAUCAUUACAUACCUUGAAGUCCUUUACUGUUUCCAAUUUACACUUUACACAUCUUGAUUCCGAUGCAUUUCGAGGCUUUGAACAUUCACUCACAACCCUUGACAUGCAGUAUGCGGCUAAGUUUGAAAAGAUUCCAACCGCUGUAUGUCAAUUGUCAAAUUUACAAAGACUGUUUUUACGAUAUUUCACUAAACUAAACGAAAACAGCACUUCAAUUUUCGACCACUGUACAAAGAAAUUAAACAAAGUCAAAGUUUUAUUUAUGCGGGACAGUAAACUCACAACAUUUCCUGAUGUAUUUCAUAUUUUCCCUUCCUUAAAUAUCAUAAACCUUGGUGGAAAUUCUCUUAGAAUUAUUGAAUCGGCAAUAAUUCCGACAAAUAACUUCUCAUCGUAUAUAAAUAUAUAUCUUCAAAGCAAUAAAUUCACAAGCAUCCCUAAUGCAUUAAACAAGUUGAAAGGUCUUACAGCUCUUGACUUGUCAUACAAUGAUAUUUCUUCUGUUGAAGAUCAUGAUCUAAACGGGUUGGUCCAUCUUGAAAGACUUAUUCUAAGUAACAAUCCUAUCAAAUACAUCUCGACUCAUGCCUUUCGAAAUAACAAUGCACUCACAACAUUAGAUCUGCGUAGAACAAGCCUUAAAAGCGUCCCUGCAGCAGUAGUGUUUUUGCCAAAUUUGUCUUCUCUUGAUUUAAGGACAACAGAUCCUAUUCCAUGCACAUGUGAAAUGUCAUAUCUAAAAGGUUGGAAUGCAACAGCUGUUCGGACAUUUUAUGGACAAUGUGCUUACCCUGGGGUUAAAAUUCAGAGUUUCGUUAUGUCCUCCUUACAACAAUGUCCUUAAGGCAGAAUGAAUAGAAAAAAAUGCUUUUCAAGUUCAAUGUUUUAUGCAAGAAAAAAAAUCGCAAUAACUGCUGUGAAUGAAAUCAGUUGUAUUUUUCAAAGGA
Mercenaria mercenaria is the source of this 1837-nucleotide messenger RNA. RefSeq names its product leucine-rich repeat-containing protein 40-like. The transcript has 3 exons. The coding region runs from base 1 to 1734 and encodes 577 amino acids. NCBI's taxonomy places the organism in Eukaryota, Metazoa, Mollusca, Bivalvia, Venerida, Veneridae. Gene Ontology annotation, cellular component: extracellular matrix. The record is from RefSeq and is a predicted model, not a curated record. Gene Ontology annotation, molecular function: protein binding.